CUUUUAGGUACAUGCGCACUGAUUCAACAUUGAUUCAAUUUGAUUGGUACCUUGGUCCUGGGGCUCGGACUGAUGUUCAGGUGCAUAACAUGACAGUCACAACAUCGUUGUCUUCGGCGUUCGCCCAAGUUUACUCUUUGGUGCUCGCUAACGUUCUUGACAGUCCUCGUGCAGCAAGUUAACUUUGAUACAAUCAUAGCAUGGCAGACAAAGAGGAGGAGUAUCGAGCGGCACUGUGGAGCUGUCAACCUGGCCAUGAGCGUCAUGCCAGCCGUCUCGGCAACCUUGCCAUCAAUCUUUAUACCAGAUUCCAGCAACGGAACGCCCCGUCUGACCUCGAUGAAGCCAUUGAGCUCCCACAAGCUGCACUACUCCCCACUCUCCCCGGUCAUUCUGAUCGAGCUAUGUAUCUCAAAAAUCUCGCCCUCAGCCUUCGAGACAGAUUUUAGCAGUGGGGCGCCCUGUCUGACCUCGAUGGGGUUAUCGAGCUCCAACGACCUGCACUACUCCUCGGUUCCCCCGGUCAUCAUCUGCGACCCGCGUCUCUCAACAGUUUUGCCAUCAGACUUCAAGAUAGAUUCCAGCAGCAGGGUGUCCUGUCUAAGAUGAGCUCCAUCGGGUUGCAGUACUCCUUUGUCUCCCCGGUGGAUUUGAUCGACCCAUGUCUCUCCACAAUCUCGCCAGCAGCCUUCAUGUCAGGUUCCAGCAACAGAGACUCCUGUCUGACCUCGAUGAGGUCAUUGAGCUUCAACCGGUCUCGCCGCCUCCUUCAUGCACCCCACGCCCGCCGUGAUGCAUCAACACCUUCGCUUGCAGCCUCUUUCGUGCAUAGUACGCUCGCUGUCACUAUGUGAGUCACUUUGAUACGUCAAUGAUCAGCGCCUUUGUUGCCAGUGGCGUCGUGAUCGAUAACUGCCGUCUUGCCCCUAUUUUUUCCGCCCUGCCAUAUGUAUGUUGCUACCCAGUUUCGUUAUAAUAGUAUACUACAGUACAUGCAAUUAAAUCAAUAACCC
Molecule: messenger RNA, 1013 nt
Organism: Suillus subaureus
Lineage: Eukaryota; Fungi; Basidiomycota; Agaricomycetes; Boletales; Suillaceae
Exons: 1
Coding region: 256-609 (117 amino acids)
Source: RefSeq, a predicted model, not a curated record